Molecule: messenger RNA, 1629 nt
Organism: Cuscuta epithymum
Lineage: Eukaryota; Viridiplantae; Streptophyta; Magnoliopsida; Solanales; Convolvulaceae
Source: the annotation of a GenBank genome assembly
UAAAAGUGCCUUUUAAUUCCCGUUACUGGCCACCCUCUGUUUCUUCUUCUUCACUGGAUCGAGGGGUGGAGCUGUACUGCUCGGAAGCAAUAGAUUGAUACAGUUAAUAAUACCCUUCAAUGGACGCUAUAAAGAAGCAAGCAGCCAAGCUCAGAGAGCAAGUGGCCAAGCAGCAACAGGCACGCGUGAUGAUAUCUUCUCCCUUUGUAAACUUAUAUCAAAAUAUAGACUAAGGCAUCCAAAUGACUCUACACCUAGUUCUAUGAGUCUGAAUUUUCUCUUUGGCUAGACAAUUCUGAGGCACUUGGGUCAGCUGGGGCAUGAAGCUUUGAUGGUAGAUGAGUCUGAACUACAGUGUCACCAACAACUUGAGAAUUUAUACAGAUCCACUAGGGAUGCAAAGCAUUUUCAGAGGGAUAUAGUUCGAGGCAUAGAAGGAUAUAUAUCGACAAACAAAAAACAAAUGCAUAUAGUUAGAAAGCUGGCUGAGGAUUCUUGCAAUUAUGGGAUUGAAUGUGCUUGUAAUGCUCCUCUUGCAAUGGCCACUUCUAACUUUGGCGCCUCACAUACUGUGAUUCAAGACCAAAAGGAAACUUUACUUGGAAUUCUUGGACAGCAGGCUGCUGAAGUAAUAAGACGACAAUCAAAGUUCAGAGAUGCUUCUUCUGAGAGUUUAGGGAAGCUUAAGGAUGCUGAAAGAAGGUUGAGUGAGCUUAAAACCUCCAUGUUGGUUCUUGGGAAGGAAGCAGCUAAGGCCAUGCUUGCUGUAGAGGAGCAGCAGCAGCAGAUAACUUACCAUAAGCUACUCAAAAUGUUUCAGCUGGCAGGUGGAUGCUGAAAGAUCAUAUCAUCGAAGUGUUGUUUCUUUAUUGGAGAAGCUACAUUUAGAAAUGAUUACAGACGAAGAAGAACUAAAUGAGUCUCUGCAACAAGACUCAUCAACUGCACAAACAGAGACAGCUUCAAAGAGAUCUACUGCCCAUCCACAAUUUGUAAAGGUCUUACACUCAUUUGAUGCUGAAGCAGACGGCGAGCUAAGUCUUGAAGUUGAUGAUUAUGUUGUAGUCCGUCAGGUAGCUCCUAACGGAUGGUCGGAAGGAGAAUGCAAUGGCAAAGGUGGAUGGUUUCCCUCAGCUUAUGUCCAAAAGAUAACACCUCGUGGCCUCGCAUCAGCAGCCAAAGAUGAUUCUUUUCUUCCAAAUAACUAAAAUACUAAAUAAAUACGGAUUAUUUUAAAUGCAUGUAUUCUUUUGUGUAAAAUUUUCAAUCGGGGCGUGACUCACAUGAUAAGAAGAUUGAAGAAAGUGCCACAAAGGAGAGGUUCCAGUUUGAACUCCAAGUAAUGACUUCAGACGAAACCUUACACUUUUUCCAUCAGAGUGAUCAAAAUUCAAGUUACAUCCUUCUAGAUAAUUGUCCGGUUGAUUUCGGGAGGCUCUCAUGGAUGGAAUGGCAUGGCAUUCUUUUGUGUAAAAUUCUCAAUUGUACAGUGCAGUCUGCAAACACCUCAGAACGUUAUCAUAAUUUUCUUGUCUAUGUAGUAUAGUUAUAAUGGAAGUGUAAUUUGGUUUAAGUUCUUAAUUGAAAAAUAAAAGGAAAAUUGUCAAUUGAAAGUUUUUUUUGGGAAAA